UGCCAGUGUAAAAGUCUAAGAGUGGGAUGACGACUGAACGGAUUCGGGUUUCAUGAUGGCUGCUAUGAGUGACGAUUGGUGCUGUAUUCGUUUCUCGCAGUGGCACUAGUACCUAUAAGUGCUAUAGGCUUUGUAAUUUUGCCGAGUCGCCAUGUAUGUCAGCAGACUCUACUGAGUGUGACGAAGCGAAAAAGAGCAUUUCAUAUUGGCAACUAAUGAUGGCGGGUGUUGAGAAUAUCCCUUUGAUUGGACUGGUUGUCUACACCUUCGCCUUUCCAUAUAUAUGCCUCCCCCUCUUGUACGCUUUAAGAUUCACACUAGUCUGGUACUCACCUCGUAAUCAGACUCUUGUGGUAGUCGGCCUAGCACUCAUUGCGAUAUCAUUUGGAACGGCAGCCUUUCUCUUGUGGGGAGAUGUCUGGAAUGAAACCAAAUACGGAUUUAUCAUAGCUAAUGCAUGGGGCAUGUUUGCACUGUCCGUACGUCUGGCCACAACUUUAAUGAUGAUAGCCUGCCGGAAGUUGGUGUCCAAGUGGCAGCGUCCGGUAUCGAGCUGGAUUAUCAGUAUCUCGUUCACUUUUUUUGUUCAUUCCGCUGUGCUUUUUGAUCACCGUGUUCCUACCGAAAGCCACGUGGAAGGUUAUCAAUGGCUUUAUACGAAUUAAAGAAAUCAAGUUUAC
Molecule: messenger RNA, 680 nt
Organism: Sphaeroforma arctica JP610
Lineage: Eukaryota; Ichthyosporea; Ichthyophonida
Exons: 1
Coding region: 156-665 (169 amino acids)
Source: RefSeq, a predicted model, not a curated record